GAGAACUAAAACUUCGAGAAAUUUCUGAGAUGAUAAUUAAAAUACAUUUUUAAUAUCGGCUUAUAAUGGUGAAGAGUAGAAUCUGCAAAUGAAUUUUCUUCUUUCAUAUUAUAGAAAUUAAAAAUCCUUAAAAAAACUUAUUUUCAUCUAAAAAAUUUUCAGUGAACGAUCUUAAAAACGGUUGGAGUUUACCCCAUUUGAAGAUCUUUAUCCAAGAAAAUCAAAUUGAAACCAAACCUCUAAAAAAAAUUUGUAAAUUCCUUUUGCGUUGGAUACUGAAAUCUUUUGUUCCACAUUUUCAGAAAUCGUUCCAUCGAAUAACAAUUCUUGAUGAAGUACGAGAUUUUUUUCCUAUUUCGAUCAUUAAAUUUGCGGCUUAAUUAUAAUUGACAGAAAUCCACUUAACGCACCUGUGGCUUUUACACAACGCUUUUUCAUUUCCUCGUCGCAAUUGUUCUCUUUUUGAAGAAGUUUUCGUAAGAUAAAACCGUGGGAUAAAUGCCGCCUUUAUCGAUAUACAUAAAAGAGGCAUAAAACAAUAUUGUGUUUGAAUUGGAUGACAAACAGCAGCUCCAAAGAUUUUUGAAAAUUGUAAGAAAGUUGAAUCUUGUAAACAAUUAAAAUUCUUUAAAGAAAGGUUUUUACUCUCAAUCUGUGAAAGAGGAAGAAAAUGGAGAGUACACGUGAAGGAGAAAAGAUACCUCUGACAUUAAGCGGUGAGCAUAAGAUGGGUACUUAUGAAUCCCUAGUGUCCAGAGAUAACUCAAUAAUUUACUGUUGUCAUGGAAAUGCUGCAGAAGAAUGUUGCCAAAAUGGAACCGCCGAUGCAACAGAAAACGGAAAACCAUUUAUGAAAAGGGAGAGCAUUUUGUCUGAAACACACUGUCACGAUGAUAAUGAAGUGGGUGUUGAUAAAGUAGCUCGACGCAGACUACUGUUAGCCAGUUUACUUUGUUUAUUGUUCAUGAUCGGAGAAGCAGUUGGUGGCAUUUUAGCAAACAGUUUAGCUAUUGCUACUGAUGCUGCUCAUUUACUAACAGAUUUUGCCAGUUUUAUGAUAAGUCUAAUGGCUAUUUGGGUUGCUUCAAGACCAGCUACGAAAAGAAUGAGUUUUGGCUGGUACAGAGCAGAGGUAAUUGGAGCCUUGACGUCUGUUUUACUUAUUUGGGUUGUUACUGGUGUUUUGGUAUACAUGGCUGCUCAAAGAAUAAUAAACGAAGAAUAUGAAAUAGAUGCUGAAAUCAUGCUGAUAACUGCAGCAGUUGGUGUUGGAGUAAACAUUAUAAUGGGCGUUGCACUGCAAGCAGGUGGCGUUUCUCAUGGACACAGUCAUGGGGGCGAUACACCUAAACAUGGUCACAGUCAUAAUGGAGCAGGAAAAGAUAACAUCAACGUUCGUGCUGCUUUUAUCCACGUUGUGGGUGAUUUCAUUCAAAGUCUAGGAGUUUUAAUAGCUGCAAUCGUUAUUUAUUACAGGAAAGAUUAUGUCAUUGUGGACCCUAUCUGCACGUUUUUCUUUUCUGUUCUUGUAUUGUUUACGACAUUUGCCAUCUUAAGGGAAACCCUGAAUGUUCUAAUGGAAGGUAGCCCCAGAGGAAUGAAUUUUCAAGAAGUAAUGAAACUUAUUUACACAAUACCUGGUGUGGCGAAAGUUCACAAUUUGAGAAUUUGGUCACUAAGUAUGGAUAAAACUGCUUUAUCCGCUCAUAUUGUAGUUGCAAAAGGAGAAAAUCCCAUUGCAAUUUUGAAGAAGGCAUCCAGUAUAAUUAGAAAAGAACUAGGUGUUUUUGACUUGACGCUACAAGUUGAAGAAUAUAGAGAAGAUAUGCAAGACUGCAAUAAGUGUAAAGAGCCUAAAGACUGAUGCAGAUCUACGUUCAUUCAUAUUUUAUUACACUAAAAAAACUUAUCAUAACUAUUUAUCAUUUAAGGCAGUAUAAAAAUUAAAAGAAAGCAUGGAAUUUUUCAUUUUUAAAUAUAUUUUUUCUGUGCCUUUUAGGCUGUAA
This is a messenger RNA of Argiope bruennichi, 2006 nucleotides long. RefSeq names its product proton-coupled zinc antiporter SLC30A2-like. Gene Ontology annotation, molecular function: zinc ion transmembrane transporter activity. Bases 671 to 1864 code for a protein of 397 amino acids. The transcript has 10 exons. NCBI's taxonomy places the organism in Eukaryota, Metazoa, Arthropoda, Arachnida, Araneae, Araneidae. Gene Ontology annotation, cellular component: plasma membrane. The record is from RefSeq and is a predicted model, not a curated record. Gene Ontology annotation, biological process: zinc ion transmembrane transport; response to zinc ion.